This is a messenger RNA of Metschnikowia bicuspidata var. bicuspidata NRRL YB-4993, 3123 nucleotides long. RefSeq names its product alpha,alpha-trehalase (gene ATC1). The transcript has a single exon. NCBI's taxonomy places the organism in Eukaryota, Fungi, Ascomycota, Pichiomycetes, Serinales, Metschnikowiaceae. Gene Ontology annotation, molecular function: carbohydrate binding; alpha,alpha-trehalase activity. Gene Ontology annotation, biological process: trehalose catabolic process. Gene Ontology annotation, cellular component: fungal-type cell wall. Bases 1 to 3123 code for a protein of 1040 amino acids. The record is from RefSeq and is a predicted model, not a curated record.
AUGCUUCAGAAUAUCCUCUGUCGUAUACUAGUGUACUUUGUAUUCACAUCCAUUUUUUCAUCCCUCGUUCAAGGCGAGGCUUUUAAUGUCACGGAGAUUGAGCGGCAGAUUUCAUCAUUGAAGCAGUUGGCAGAUCUGGCGAGAAAUAAGGAAAUAUUCUCCACCUCAUUGUUUUCUGAACAUGCAUUUUUUGACCAAACAAACAAUGUUCUUGGUACCUUAGACUUUGUUGAAAAUCAUUCAUUUCAAACUCAACCAUAUGUGGCCAAUGGAUAUUUCGGGGCAAGGAUUCCAAAUCUUGGGCAUGGUUUUGCAUACGAUCUGCUUCUGUGUAACUCUUCCGCUCAAAAUGAAGCCCUUAACAAUGGAUGGCCCUUAUUUAGCAAAAGAUUUGCGGGGGCUUUUGCGGCAGGGUUUUUUGACUCACAAGAAAACACAGUGGGACAAAACUUUCCAUGGCUAUACCAGUAUGGUUGGGAUAGUGUAAUAUCUGCAAUUCCUCAAUGGACAUUUUUGAGCAUAGCGGCUGGAAAGUAUGUCUUGGAUCCCAUGAACCCGGCAGAGACAUGGGGCUACAUAAGCAAUUAUGUUCAAAACUUGUCAUUGGAAAAUGGAGCCGUAUCGACACUGUUUACCUGGCUCAACAAACUACAUUUAGAAUAUGAAAUCGUUGCAAGCAAGCAUGAUAUAAACUUGGGAACUGUUUCUUUGGUUGUGCGAAACCCUAGCGACGAGGCAAUUUUCAUCACUGUGAACGAUACCAUCAGCUUCGAAACUUCAAAAAGAUGUGACUUUUUUUCUUCCAAAAUUGAUGAAGAGGGAAUCCAAAUGGUUGUAACUCCAAAAGGUGUGAACGAUGUGUAUGGGGCCAUUCACUCUAGGCUUUAUCUUGAAGGCGGACAAGCACAAUACACACGAUCUACAACUAAUAAAUAUAAGGUAUUCCAGGCAAUUAACACUAUGAUUUUACCUGGAGAAAGUUUGAGGUUUAGAAAGUUAGUGGGCAUAUACACUACAGAUUUAGAUCCCGAGAUCUAUAAGCUGUCAGAAGAUGUCUCUUUGGCCGCAAAGAGAACAGCGCUUGUAUCUAAUGUCGAUACCUGCCACCAUCUUCACAAUGAGGCCUGGCUUAGCUCAUUAGGACAUUCAUUUCUGAUAGAAUUUCCAGACAGUCCCCUACUCACCAUGGCUUCCAAAGCAUCUGUAUACCACAUCAACGCGAAUAUGCGGGAGGGUGCCAUUGGAUUGACUUCUGCAUUAUCCGUAUCUGGAUUAUCUUCUGAUUCUUAUGGUGGUCAGGUGUUUUGGGACACUGACUUGUGGAUACUGAUGGGUAUUCUUCCCUUCAACCCUCUAGUCAGCAAAAGUUUGCUAAGUUAUCGGAUUCAAAACCAUAAGCAGGCAAUUGAAAACGUUAUGAGUGAAUCUAGAUCCAAAGAAAGUUUCAAAGGCGCGAUUUAUCCAUGGACAAGCGGAAGAUUUGGAAAUUGUACUGCAACAGGUCCAUGUUUUGAUUAUGAAUACCACGUGAAUGCUGCAAUUGCAUAUUCUGCAAUUCAGCUAUAUUUGAGUGGACUGGUGGGGGAAGAUUACUUGGAGUUUGUGGUGUAUCCCAUUGUCUACGAUGCUGCUAUUUUCUUCUCUACUUUCGUCGAAUUUGAUGAUAAUUUAUCACAAUAUGUGACCAAAAACCUUACUGAUCCAGACGAGUUUGCAGAAUUUAUCGACAAUGGUGCUUACACAAAUGCAGCAAUCUCAUUCAUUAUAAGAUGGGCAAUUAUGAUAGCCAAACACCUUGGAAAGAGUGUCCCCAGCAUUUUUGAGCACAUGGUAGAUUUAAUUCAUGUUCCAUACUCACCUGAUGAUGAUAAAUUGGUCCUAGAAUACAGCGGCAUGAAUUCCUCCAUUGAAGUGAAGCAAGCAGAUGUUAUAAUGAUGACAUAUCCACUCGAAAAUGAGCUUAUUACUGAUGAGGUGGCGUACCACAAUCUAAUUUACUACGCGAACAAGCAAGUGAGCACUGGCCCGGCAAUGACAUUUCUGAUCUUUUCCAUAGUAAGUUCAAGAAUACUUGAGGCUGGAUGUUCUUCGGAGUCAUAUCUCUUGAAAUCCAUAGAGCCAUUUUUAAGAGGCCCGUUUGCUCAAUUUCUGGAACAAAGUGAUGACAAUUACGUACUGAAUGGAGGUACACAUCCAGCUUUCCCUUUUCUUACUGCCCAUGGGGGGUUUUUGCAGACCAUUCUAAUGGGAAUAUUGGGAAUGAAGUUUUCCUAUGAGUUGGAUGGAGAUCGAAUUCUGAGAGUCUUGUCUUUCAAAGCUAGAAAUCUAUCCCUUUUUCCUCAAGGUGUCACCUUUGGAGAGGUGAGAUAUCUAAACUCAUCUUUGAGCAUCAGUCUUGUCGACUCUAUACUUACGGUAAAAAACAAUGGUCCCAUACAAGGUACUUUGUCUCUGGGAUCUAAUAUUAAAGUGAUAUCGAAUUCGUUUCCUGGAUCUCAGGAAAUGAAAGUACUCGAAGAGUUCGGAACAGUGAGUUUUUCUGUUCCGUCAAGAAAAAAAGCAGAUAGUCGAAGCUUAACUGAAUGUGGCUUGUCGCUGUUCAUCAAUCUUGGCGCUGGUAGACGGGGUGACGUGGUAGAUCUGAUGCACGAUGGUGAUAAUAGCACUUUUUGGCAAGCAGAAUCGAGUGAGGAGACCGAAGUUUUGAUCAACUUCAAGAGAUCAACAACAGUGAAAAAAGGUUUUAUCAACUGGGGAGACUUGCCUGCCCGAAAGCUCGAAAUUUAUAUCCACGAUUUUGAGAACAGACAAGAAAAAUCCCUAAACAUGAACCUUCAGAAACCGAAAGAACAAAACUUCCAACUAUGGAGAAGCGUACAACUGAAGAAUUUAGACAAUGAUGUUGGCGAAUUUCAGAAAGUGUUCGAGAGUGAUGUGAAAAUUACAGAGCCCUUUGAUCCUCAAGAGUAUAUAAGAGUUCGGCCUGUUAGAUCACAGAAUGUCACUGAAUUUGAGUUCCCAUUUCCAGUGCGCUGCACUCACAUUUUGAUUAAGUUUAGUGACUCUCAUGAGAAAAACCCAUUUGGUGCAAAGAUUUUUGAUAUAAACUUCUUUGAGAAUUAA